CACGCACAGCGAGCACGCAGCCAGACACAGCGGCGACUCUCUUCCUUAUAAGGCAAGAGCGGCGUAGCGCGGCGCAGGGCGGAAGGCGGCCGCGGUGCCUACUGGGAGUUUCCCGACCGGAAGAGAGACGCCGAAGGAGUGAGGGAGCGACAGGAGACUUCUGUAAAACAGCGAGACUGAUUUACCCCCCAGCGAGAGGAGACCGAUAAGGCAAUGGCUGAGCUGGCGAGUCUGGUGCAGAGGCUGGAGGUGGCCGUGGGGCGCCUGGAGGCCGUGGCGGGGUCGCAGGGGGACAGCCCAGGAGCCGGCGAUGCCGGGGCAGUCGUGCAGUUCGUACAGGAGUUCGAUGCCCUGGUGUCUGGCACUGUGGCUCAGUACUGUUCCCUCAGCCAGCAGAUAGGGGGCGAUGUCCAGAAACACGCGGAGAUGAUAAAGCAGGCUUUCGCUGCACAGAGACAGAUCCUGGUCAUAGCCUCCCGCUGCCAGAAGCCCUCUGACGCCACGCUGACCUCGCUGCUGCAGCCCGUGUCCAGUGUGAUCGAGCAGGUCCAGUCGUUCCGAGAGAAGAAUCGCAGCAGCCCGCUGUUCAACCACCUGUCCGCGGUCAGCGAGAGCGUGCCCGCCCUGGGCUGGGUCGCCAUGGCCCCCAAACCUGGCCCCUAUGUGAAGGAGAUGCAAGAUGCUGCCAUGUUCUACACCAACCGCGUCCUCAAGGACUACAAGGACAAGGAUAAGCAGCAUGUGGACUGGGUGAAGGCCUACCUCUCCAUCUGGACAGAGCUGCAGGCUUACAUCAAGAUGCAUCACACCACCGGCAUGAGCUGGAGCAAAACUGGUCCUGUGGCUUCGGCCUCCUCUGCUGCUUCGCCCCCGGCUGCUGGCGGCCCCCCUCCCCCGCCCCCCGCAGGCCCGCCCCCCCCAAUGGACCUGCCCCCAUCCAGCCAGGGCAGCUCGGACGCCACCCGCUCUGCCCUCUUCGCCCAGCUGAACAAGGGCUCUGACAUCACCAAGGGCCUCAAGCACGUAUCGGAUGACCAGAAGACGCACAAGAACCCGUCUCUGAAGUCCCAGGGCGGUCCGAUCCGCACCGGGCCCAAGCCCUUCUCCACGCCCCAGAUCCGGCCCUCCGGUGCUGCCGCCGCUGCCGCCGCCGCCCCUCAGAGCAAACAGCUCCCUGUCCUGGAGCUCGAGGGCAAGAAGUGGCGAGUGGAGCACCAGGAUGGGGCGCAGGGCCUGGUGAUCAGCGACACCGAGCUCAAGCAGGUGGUGUACGCCUACAAGUGCAGCAACAGCACCCUGCAGGUCAAGGGCAAGAUCAACUCCAUCACCGUCGAUAACUGUAAGAAACUGGGCCUGGUGUUUGAUGAUGUAGUCGGGAUCGUGGAAGUGAUCAACUCCAGAGAUGUGAAGAUCCAGGUGAUGGGCAAGGUGCCCACUGUCUCCAUCAACAAGACGGAUGGGUGCCACGUGUACCUGAGUGAGCAGUCCCUGCAGUGCGAGAUCGUCAGUGCCAAGAGCUCGGAGAUGAACGUGCUGGUGCCUGGGAGUGGGGGCGACUUCACGGAGCUGCCUGUGCCGGAGCAGUUUAAGACGGUUUGGGAUGGCAAGAAGCUGGUCACCACGGCAACUGAGAUUGCCGGGUAGAUGACAUCCUUUUCUGCAUCUCCCUCCCCCCACCCCAAAACCGCCACCCACCCAACCAAUCAGCCAAUCACAGAGCAGCUGAGUUGACCUGCCAUUGCCCAAUCAGAGCUACAGCUGUGCCUUCCUCCAGCCAAUCCCAGAGAGGGCUUCAUUCUGCUUUUGGUGUGGGUAUUAACAUUGGCCAAUGGGACACCAGCGCACUGUUUUUUUCAAUUUUAUUUUAAACGGUUUUGCCAACAUUUUUCUUUGAAUUUGCUGAACCAUUCCUGCCAAACAGGGGGUUGGGCAGCUGGGCUGUUUGCUCAGUCCAUGGGGGUACAGGGCCCCCCACUCUGUCCAGGGUUACCCAGCGUGUGUCUCUGUCUUUCUCUGUGAUGGACUUGUUGGUGGGGGGGGGGCUUUCAGAAAUAUGCAAGGGCACCCCAAGCGUACAAGACCUUUCCAUAUAGUUCACUCUGUCUGAGCAUCUGUUUACAGCAAUCAAAACUAAUAAUAAUGUUUAUGAAGUAGGACUGGUUAGUAAAGUUAUAGUUAUCCUGCAGGUAGGAGCUUAAUUUUCACAAUUAAUAUUGCAGCAAAAUUACAAAAAAAAUCUUUGUUUCCAUUCCAGAUAGUUCCCAGCAUUCCCUGUUUUGUAUCUUUUUUUCGUCGUCUCUGUUCUGCGCCUGUUUGUUGCUCCAGAGCUGCGGUUCUGUCGGAGAGGGAUGGGAGCCGGGAAGAGCUCGAUCCUCCCUCUGGGGCUUCGUGUUCGCGAGCGCCCGCGCCGCGAGCCACUCUGCACUGCUUUUGGGCAGGUGUGUCGCUCCAUUUCGUGUAACCGCAGGGCGUAACUGUCGGUCUGGGGCUCUGCCGGUCAGCCUGUCUGUCUAACCUCUGUAGCUCGGUGUGGGUUUUCUUUCACUAUGAUCCAAUAAUAUUAAUCUUAUUCAUCAGUACUGGAUGAUGACAUUUUUCAAAAAAUGAGACGCAAUAAAAAUGUUCCUGGAGUUGC
Molecule: messenger RNA, 2635 nt
Organism: Lepisosteus oculatus (spotted gar)
Lineage: Eukaryota; Metazoa; Chordata; Actinopteri; Semionotiformes; Lepisosteidae
Source: RefSeq, a predicted model, not a curated record